GUAAUUUUAAACAGGCACCAGUUCCACAGCUUUUAUCAGUCUUGUAAAUGUAAAGACGAUCACCUAACAUUUUGAUGUAUAUUUCUUGAUUUCUAUUAUCGCUCUUGAUCUCUGUCUGCUUUGUUCUAUAUUGUUAAACUGAUGAGUCUAUAAAGAAUUUUUCUAUCCGAUCUGGAAUGUCUAUAUGUACUUUUGAUGAUGAAAAAUCUAUUCCGGAUCCAGUUUAUAAGAAUAGGCCUGGAAAUCAUAUUCCCAUCGUAAUUGACAAUGGUACAUUCAAAUGCAGGGCAGGUUACGCUCAUGACGACGAGCCACACAUGGUUUUUAAAAGUGUAAUAUGUAGACAGAAAGGCAAACCCGACAUUGUUGGUAAUGAUAUACCAAAUGUGGAGUUGGUUAGAUGGCAAUUGAGAACACCUUUCGAUAGAGAUAUUGUGACCCAGUACGAUUUUGAGGAGGAAAUACUCGAUCAUAUAUUUGAACGACUCUCUAUCACGUCAUCAAGUGUUACCCACCCUAUUGUAAUGACAGAAACUAUUUGCAAUCCGAAUUACUGUCGUCAACAGAUGAAUGAACUCCUUUUCGAAUGUUAUAAUGUUCCUAGUGUAUCGUACGGUAUAGAUGCUUUGUAUAGUUUCUUUCAUGAACAGAGCAUGGUGGAAGAUGCUUUGGUUGUAUCUAUUGGAUAUAAUUGCUGUCACGUUAUUCCAAUACUGGAUGGCAAAAUGCUGCUCAAUAGCGUUAGAAGGAUAAAUGUAGGUGGAGCUCACGUGGAUUAUGUAAUGUUACGAUUACUCCAAUUAGCUCACCCACCUCUCGCAACAUCUAUGAGUUUAAGUCGCGCAGAAUAUUUAGUUAGAAAACACGCUAAAUUUGUAGAAUGCUAUAACGAAGAAAUUAUUAAGUGGAAUGAUCCGGAUUAUUAUGAAUCAGUUGUUGCCAAGUAUCAGUUGCCUUUUACUGCCCAUGCUCAAAGUGCUAUUAAUGUGGAAGAAGCUAGAAAGAAAAAGGAAGUACAAGCAGAGCGUUUGAGACAAAUGAAUGUCAAAAGGAGAAGAGCAAAACUCGAGGAAGAUGUACAAAAAUUAAAUAAACUUAUUACUAUUCAAGAACUUGACGAAGAAGACGAAGAUAUAUUUUUGAAAAGCUUACAUGACCUAGGAUUGGCAUCCAGAGCUGAAUUGGGUCAUGAAAUAAAUAAGUUGAACAAUUCCAUAAAUUCUGUAAGAUCUAAAUUAGAAGAAGUUGAAAAUGGCGUUAAGCCAGCUCCAGCUGUCUCACAAACUUCAAAAAAGAAUUUAAUACCUGAAGAUGAAGUAGAAAGUUAUGUAAAGGAUUUGAAGAAACAAAAGACAGAGCUUAUUGAAAGAAGAGAGAAGAGAAGACAGCAUCGAAUAGAGAGUGCUAAAAGAAGAACUCAUGCCUCACAGCAAAGAAUGAGAAUUCUUAGUGAACUGGCUGCAGGCCAAGGUAAGAAAGCAGAUACUUUCGGACAAAGGGAUGAUGAUUGGGACGUUUAUAAGGAAAUUAAUAAGGACACUGGUCACAGCGAUUCUGAAGAGGAGCAAACUAAGUUAGACGAGAUAGAUAAUCACCUAAGAGAAUAUGAUCCUGAUUACUCAAGGUUCGAUUAAAAUAAUUUCACAUAAAUUUCUUUAAUGUUUGUUCAAUAGAUCUAAUAGCCCAACUCAAACUGAUGUCGCUGAAUACUAUAGAAUUCAUGUUGCCACUCAGCAAAUCAGAUCAACAGAGGUUCUCUUUCAACCUGCUGCUAUCUUGGGGGUAGAUCAAUCCGGCAUUAGUGAUACUAUUUCGUAUAUAAUGCGAAAGCUGCUUGCCAAAGAACAAAUGGAAAGAGUAGCAAAGUGUAUAUAUGUUACUGGAGGAUGUGGUAGUAUACUAGGUCUUAAAGAGCGCUUAGAAGUAGAUAUUCGUCGAGAAUUACCGAGUGGAACAGAGUUCAAAGUGUAUAUUGCGAAUGAACCGUCUUUAUCUGCUUUCAAAGGUGCCUGCAAAUGGGGUCGUUCUGAAGAUUUUAAUUCUGCCAAAAUUGAUAGCAAGAUGUACGAAGAAUUUGGGCACGAUUACCUAAAAGAGCACAAAAAAUCAAAUGUGUACAAUCAUCUCCGUAAAAUAAAAACUGAAGAGGACCAAGGUCAAAAUGGUAGUUAGAAAAGUACAAGUGAUAACUUUUAAAAAUGAUUGAAAUAAGUCCGCAUAUUCAUUUUUAAAGUGAUAGUGUCGGAUUAAUAUAUAGUUUUAUACGUUGUUACGUAAAAUUAGAUUUUAGUGAUUUAGUUCUGUCGUUAAUUAUUAGAUCAUGUUGUUCAUUUUACUUUGGAUGAUAACAUAUUUUUGACUGUUUUUUUUUUGUUAUAAAUUGCCACGUAACGAGGAAUUAAGAAAAACGAGAAAAUAAAAUUGCGGAAUGUUAUUUCCUGUUUGAAAUUCAGAGAUUAUAUCUAAGAUGUACCAAAAGAGAUGACAAAACAAACAAACAGUUAAAUCAAAAAAGAUAAAAUAACAUUUCAUCACAAUUGAAAAAAUAUCAAUGUGUAUUUUUGGCUAAUCUGUCGAUAUUUGCAAGAGUAGAUAGCUAUAAUUGGAUAAUACUGACUGUCAGAUGAAUAUUGGCUAAAUCGCAUAAACUCUGAUUACGUACAAUUGAAAAAAGAAAAGUUUGUUUGAAGAACAAACGCUGUUUGAAAUCAUUUGAAGAAGUAUG
Molecule: messenger RNA, 2725 nt
Organism: Dimorphilus gyrociliatus
Lineage: Eukaryota; Metazoa; Annelida; Polychaeta; Dinophilidae
Source: the annotation of a GenBank genome assembly